CCCGCCAAACUCCAUUGAUCGGUGGUGCUCGAGAAGGAGGAGAUGGUGUCCCUGAAGCUGCAGAAGCGGCUAGCGGCGGCCAUCCUCCACUGCGGCCGGCGCAAGCUGUGGCUCGACCCCGGAGAGGUCGACCACGUCGCCAUGGCCAACUCCAGGAAAGAAAUAAGGAACCUGAUCAAGGAUGGAAUGGUUCUAAGGAGACCUACCAAGUUACACUCUCGGUUUCGCGCUAGACAAGCACUCGAAGCCAAGAGGAAUGGACGGCAUACCGGACAUGGGAAGCGUAGUGGUACUAAAGAAGCUCGGCUACCAACUAAGGUACUAUGGAUGAGGAGAAUGAGAGUACUUCGUCGUUUGCUAAGAAAGUAUCGAGAAUUGAAGAAGAUCGACAAGCAUGUGUAUCAUGAAGCAUACAUGAAAGUGAAGGGAAAUGUGUUUAGACAUAAAAGAGGGCUCAUGGAGAACAUUCAUAGACUCGAAGCCGAUAAGAGAAGAGACAAAGCUUUGAUCUAUCAAUUAGAAGCUAUAAGAAUCCAAAGCAAAGAUAAUUUUCAAAGAAUGAAGGUGAGUCAUAGAAGGGAGGAAUGUGCACCUCAGCUACGGUUGCUUGCUUAAUAAUCUUUUUUUUUCCCCUUUGUUUUCAAGAAUAUGAUUAGUGGUUUAGGCGUGUAAAUAUAAAAAUAUGUAGUCUUGUAUAGGUCAUACUGACCAAUUCAUAGUGUGUUACAACUCUUGUUUUAAAGAUUUAUUUAUUUUCCAACUUUGAUAAAAAAAAACAUUUACAG
Molecule: messenger RNA, 785 nt
Organism: Zingiber officinale
Lineage: Eukaryota; Viridiplantae; Streptophyta; Magnoliopsida; Zingiberales; Zingiberaceae
Product: 60S ribosomal protein L19-3-like
Exons: 3
Coding region: 43-615 (190 amino acids)
Biological process (GO): translation
Cellular component (GO): ribosome; cytosolic large ribosomal subunit
Molecular function (GO): RNA binding; structural constituent of ribosome
Source: RefSeq, a predicted model, not a curated record